Molecule: messenger RNA, 3578 nt
Organism: Danaus plexippus (monarch butterfly)
Lineage: Eukaryota; Metazoa; Arthropoda; Insecta; Lepidoptera; Nymphalidae
Gene: cyc
Product: protein cycle
Exons: 13
Coding region: 337-2388 (683 amino acids)
Biological process (GO): regulation of transcription by RNA polymerase II
Cellular component (GO): cytoplasm; transcription regulator complex; nucleus
Molecular function (GO): DNA-binding transcription factor activity, RNA polymerase II-specific; protein dimerization activity; RNA polymerase II cis-regulatory region sequence-specific DNA binding
Source: RefSeq, a predicted model, not a curated record
UUGUAAAUUGUGACUUCUAAUUUCGAAGAAACUUCUAAAGUGCGAAGUAUUUUUUAUUCCUUUAAAAAAAUACCAAAACGGCUGUAAAAAAUUCUGCCUUAUUAGUGUUGGUUAUAAGUAAAUUUAUUACUGAAAUUAUAAUAAGUGUUAAAGUCAACUAGUAUUGCAUAAUUAAGUCACAGUGUCCAUAGUUCUCACUAGGUGAAGAGUUAUAAAACUAAAACUUCUUGAAGUUUCCAUGCUUUUUCACGAGGAAUGGAUGUUAUACGUCAACAGCCCAGCACUUCCAAAAGUGGCCAGUAAAGAAGCCGGGCGCAGAGGCCGCAGCCUUGCGCCAUGACGCGUUACGGACAUGGCAGCGGGUCGAACGCGAGCUCGACGUCGUACGAGUUGACGGUGGGGGCGGGAGCGGGAGCGGGACCGGGAGCGUGCGACGACAUGGCCGGAGCGGGAGCGGUUCUCAGCUUACAACCACACGCGCCCCACAACCCACCACCAGAUCCACGGAAGAGGAAGAACCAGCAAUAUUGCAGUUCGGAUGGUUACGGGCUGGUUUGCGAGGUACCGAUGUCUGGACAUGCCGCUGUCGUGCCGCAGAUCGCGACUACCAACAGGAAACGGAAACCGUCAUCCUACGGCACGGCCAGCGCUUAUGACGAUGACGGCUCCGAAGACACGCGCUCGAGAAGCACCGUACCGGAUAAGAGGCAGAACCACAGCGAGAUCGAGAAACGGCGCCGCGACAAAAUGAAUACUUACAUAUCAGAGUUGAGCUCCAUGGUGCCCAUGUGCGGUGCCAUGGCUAGGAAGCUGGAUAAGCUGACGGUCUUACGCAUGGCGGUGCAGCAUCUGCGCUCGGUGAGGGGAGCCCUGUCGGCCGGCCCGCUGACGGUCAGGCCGCGCCCAGCCUUCCUGUCAGAGACGGAACUGAACGCGUUGGUACUCCAAGCUGCCAGGGAUUGCUUCCUGAUGGUUGUCGGCUGCGAUCGAGGCCGUCUCCUCUACGUUUCCGCUUCCGUCUCAAGAAUGCUGAACUAUGAUCAGUCGGAGCUGAUAGGUCAGAGCCUUUUCGAUAUGCUGCAUCCAAAAGACGUCGGCAAGGUGAAGGAGCAGCUCUCAUCAUCCGACCUCAGUCCGCGAGAAAGACUAAUCGAUGCUAAAACCAUGCUGCCGUUGAAGCCGGAUGUCGUUGCCGAUGCGUCUCGACUGUGUCCGGGAGCACGGCGCUCGUUCUUCUGCCGCAUCAAGUGCCGUACUGAGCCUAGCCAGGCCAGCCAGAGCAGCCAGUCUAGCCAGGCCUGCCAGCCGUGCACAAACACCCAGCCCAGCGAGGUCAAGGAGGAGGAGCCCAACUCCAAGAUGAAGAAAAAACAGGCGCAUGAGAAGAAAUACUGCGUUGUUCAAUGCACAGGGUACCUGAAGUCCUGGGCCCCGGCUGAGAUGUCUGACGGUUGCUGCACGGACGCCGGGUCUGAAGAAGAAUCCUGUAAUCUGUCGUGUCUGGUGGCUGUGGGGAGGGCACUGGCUGAUCUCGCCCAGCAUCCCGACUCCGCCCCACAAACGAGAUACCUUCAGUACAUCUCCAGACACGCCCCCGAUGGGAAAUUCCUGUUCGUUGAUCAGAGGGUAACUAUAGCUCUCGGCUUUCUGCCUCAAGAGCUUCUGGGCACGAGCAUGUACGAGUAUAUUUUGGCCCCGGAAUUGGGCUCCGUGGCUAGGAUCCACAAAGCGGCGUUACUGAGACGCGACUCCCUCAGGACCCCUCCCUACUGUUUCAGGAAAAAAGACGGCACAUACGUCAGAAUACAGACCCAUUUCAAACCCUUCAAGAAUCCGUGGACCAAGGAUGUAGAAAGCCUUGUCGCCAACAACACCGUGGUGGUAGGGAACAGGGUCCAACCACCGCCGGAGGAUUGCUCCCAAUAUGACAUUUACAAAAUAAAUGACAUGGAUCGACCCCUGUCAGAAGCUGACGUUGAGAUGCAGAGACUGAUAGACUCCCAAGUUGAGUCCCACAAGAUCGGCUCUACCAUCGCUGAAGAAGCUCUGAGGAGGUCCUCCUCCGAUUUCUCAGAUCUGACUUCCGACCUGCUCCAAGACGCCGUCUUCAGUCAACAGUCGUCGCUCGUGGACAAUAUCCUCGGCGGGGAGGUGAACUACUCCAACCAGGUUCGCAACAACGUCCCUCUGAGCGCUGCCGGCGGCAGUUCGCCAUCACCGGAAGCCGAGCUGCCGCUCAGCCCCUUACCAGUGUCUCCUCCCCUCCCCCCUCUCGGAUUAGACGGCAAUGGUGAGGCUGCCAUGGCCGUCAUCAUGAGCCUGCUAGAAGCCGACGCUGGCCUUGGAGGACCGGUCAAUAUCUCUGGACUCCCAUGGCCCCUACCUUAGAUGUCUUCGGAUUGGUCUCGUGCACCGUCAAUCGCCAUUCCGUUACUUGUGUAGUUCCAGUACGUGGUUUGAUGUGUCAAAUUGUCUCUUCCGUCUCUUCCCGUCAUUGAAUAGUUACCAAAUAUUUCUUUGAUGUUUUUUAUUAUACAAUAUUUCGACCAAUAUAUUUCUAUAUAGACGUGUAAAACUCUCGACUGAAGCGACUUCUCUGUCCAUCGUGAUUUAUUUCUAUUAGGACGUUUACAAAAAUUAUACACUUAUCUAUAUUAUACACUCAUAUACUUCUGUGUGCCGGAUGUCUUUGGUGAUCCGCGGAUCGUCUCGUCCGACCAGGACCCGGAAUGUACUAGCGAGGUAGAAGUGAACGGAUCAUUUAAUUCAUGUUGGAAAUAUAUGACCAUCGUAACAUGACACCUCACAAUAUUCCUCUUACAUUCCGGCACAUUAUUUAUAUCGGUGAGAAGGGUAGACAGAGCCAAUGGGCGAAGCUUUAAAUUCAUAUAUUUAAUAUAUCCCGACAUUUAAUUGUACAUUAUACUUUACCCGCGGUUCCGCUCGCACAGUACCGCCAUCUAUCGACUGUCGCGUGCUCUGUUGCUAAGUAAAAGGAUAUCGGUGUUUAUAUUUUCAAUGUGGACUGUAGCUGAAUACAUGUAUGGUAAAUUGAUUCACAAUGAUUUUGAUAUGAAUGUCUUUUACAGCAUGAUCUAUUGAAAUCUUCGUAGCACGUAAUUAUCGUCGUCUGUUCUAUCAAAUAAAUAGUAUGUGGCUCGUAGUUAGUGUUAUCAGGUGGCCAUUUAUUUUAACUCUAGUUGAAACGUGCAAUCUAUGUAUGUAUAAUAAAAUUAAUACAAUGUCUAUUUCUACAGUUCAUGUACCGCGAGUAUCGUUUAGAUUUGUUUUGUAAAUAUUAUAGGUAUGGGUUAGUUAAUUUUUAAAUCACUAUUAAAAUCAGACCUGUCGAGUUACUGGGCCAAGUUAAACAAACGUACAACCGAAUAGUGAUGUGACUCACUCGGAUAUCGAUAGCACAGUAACGUGGCAUCUGAUUAGUAUAACAUAUACGUGAUCGUUUUAUUAUUUCAAACAUUCUGUUACAAAACGCUCGAGUUACAAUUCUAUGUUGUUGAUUGAAGUUUUUUUUAUUUGUUUAAGUUUAAUUUUUUUUAAUUAUAUAAUAGUGUUCAAAA